UAAAGAAGUGAAUAUAUUUGAGUUGAUUUUCUUUAUUGUUUUGAGGGAUUUUCUUUUCCAACUUAAAUGAAAUGUGAGAAAUAAGAGUGAUUGUUAGAUGAGGUGAUAUGAGAUGAGAGAGAGUAGAGAGCGUAUAUAUGCUAUGCUGCAAAACAAAACUUAUUAAUAAUCUCGGUGCUCAACCCUCUCUCUCUCUCUCUCUCUGAGUGUCCGGACUUGUAUUGUAUGUAAGUAAAUAUUAUGUAAUGUUGUAUAUAGGAAAAAGGCAAAAAGGGUCACUGUAUUGUUAACAGAAUCAGGCAGGAACAACAACUUGGAUUUAUACGGAGGAGUUUUCUCAACUCUCUUUCUUUCUUUGUUUCUGGUUCUUUCUGAUUAUCCUCUCUAAUCUUUAUCGCAGUGCUGGUUCCAUUCCAUAUUAAAGAAGAAAAUAUCAUCUAGAGAAGACUCAAGAGGGGCUUUCUUUCUUGAUUUUCAUCAGAGCAUUAACGUGUUUGUGGCAGAAUUGAGAGCUCAGCUUAAAGGGGGUCGUGGGUGUUUUCAGAUUUCAUUCAUAUGAUAUGAGGACCUCUUUUCAUCUGGUGGUACUUGUAUUAGUGUUACUCUUACUAGUGAGAGAGAGUGAUGGCAUUGGCAGAUCAGAAGAAGAAGAAAAGUGUGAAAAUGAAAAUGAAAUGAAAAAGAGGCCACACAGUGUGAGUAUCACAGAAUUUGGGGCAGUUGGAGAUGGAGUGACUCUCAACACAAAAGCAUUUCAGAACUCCAUUUUCUAUCUGAAUUCAUUCGCUGACAAAGGUGGAGCCAAGCUUUUUGUCCCUGCUGGACGCUGGUUGACAGGAAGCUUCGACCUCAUCAGUCAUCUUACUCUCUGGUUACACAAGGAUGCUGUCAUUCUUGCUUCCCCGAACUCUGAUGAUUGGCCAAUCACCGAUCCCCUACCAUCAUAUGGCCGAGGUAGGGAGUUGCCUGGUGCAAGGCAUCGGAGCCUCAUUUAUGGACGUAAUUUAACAGAUAUUAUCAUAACAGGCGACAAUGGGACGAUAGAUGGUCAAGGCAGCAUCUGGUGGGAUUGGUUUGACAACAAAACCCUGAAUUAUACGCGACCCCAUUUGGUCGAGUUCAUAAACUCAACCGGCAUUGUCAUCUCAAAUUUGACCUUCAUUAACUCACCCUUUUGGGCCAUUCACCCUGUAUAUUGCAGCCAAGUUACUGUCCGUAAUGUGAGAAUCCUUGCACCUCCUGAGUCACCAAACACAGACGGGAUUGAUCCAGACUCUAGUGACAAUGUUUGCAUCGAAGACUGCUAUAUCAGCACAGGCGACGAUCUGGUUGCCAUCAAAAGUGGGUGGGAUGAGUAUGGAAUUUCUUCUGGCCGUCCCAGCACCAACAUUAUCAUCCGCAGGCUUAUGGGAGAAUCCGGCAGAGCUGCAGGGAUCGCAAUUGGAAGCGAGAUGUCAGGAGGAGUUUCUGAAGUGCGCGUGGAAAACAUCCAAAUUUUCAAUUCUAGAACAGGUAUCAGAAUAAAGACGUCACCCGGAAGAGGGGGUUAUGUCAGAAAUAUCUAUGUAUCAGACAUGAAGAUGGUUAAUGUAGGCACAGCUAUAAGGUUCACCAGUCUGUAUGGAGAGCACCCAGAUGAGUUUUAUGACCCAACUGCUCUUCCUUUAAUAGAAAGAAUUACCAUUAAGGAUGUUGUAGGGGAAGACAUAAAAAUUGCAGGCGUACUAGAGGGUAUAGAAGGGGACACUUUUCUCAACAUUUGCUUGUCCAACAUUACUCUCAAUGGUAUCACCUCGAACAAGUCCCCGUGGAACUGCUCUUAUAUUCAGGGCUUUUCCGACUUAGUUUCCCCUGAAAUUUGUGAGCCCCUCAAGGAAAGAAUAUACCCUGAGCAUUACUCAGAUUGUUACCAUCUAUCCAAUCACCUGAGGACCUCUUCGAGUAAUCAAAACAGAGGCGCGUGGCUGUUCUCCUGGUAAAUUAACGACUUAAAAAAGUCACCAUCUUCUGUGAAUUUUUCCAGUUUCAAGUUGAACAUUUGAUUCUUUAACACGACGAACCACCACCAGUCGUAGCUGAAGAAUACUAUUGCCCGACAUGAAGUUGAGUGGAGUUUGUGAGUUUUCAGUUGCUAGUUUUAGUACUGAGAUAUGAUUGUUUCUUUUUUCUUUUUUUUCUUUUUUUUUGAAAUAAAUGUGAUUGUUUCUUGUAACUUGGUGUGCAGUGACAAAUAAUUGACUGAUAUAUCAAAAUUUUGGAAAUAGAAAUGAGUUCAUUAUGCUUUA
This is a messenger RNA of Morus notabilis, 2285 nucleotides long. RefSeq names its product probable polygalacturonase. Gene Ontology annotation, biological process: carbohydrate metabolic process. NCBI's taxonomy places the organism in Eukaryota, Viridiplantae, Streptophyta, Magnoliopsida, Rosales, Moraceae. The transcript has 7 exons. The record is from RefSeq and is a predicted model, not a curated record. Gene Ontology annotation, molecular function: polygalacturonase activity. Bases 561 to 1979 code for a protein of 472 amino acids.